Messenger RNA from Morchella sextelata, 1224 nucleotides. RefSeq lists its product as uncharacterized. Lineage: Eukaryota; Fungi; Ascomycota; Pezizomycetes; Pezizales; Morchellaceae. The record is from RefSeq and is a predicted model, not a curated record. Gene Ontology annotation, molecular function: protein binding. Gene Ontology annotation, cellular component: nucleus; cytoplasm. The coding region runs from base 1 to 1224 and encodes 407 amino acids. The transcript has a single exon.
AUGUCACAUAUCCACUUCCGCGCCUCUCCCAGGUCGGAGGAGGAGAAGGAGGAGAGAGAGCGAAGUGGAGGAAGCCGGGGAACUAGAAGCAGGGUGAGGGCGUUCUUCAGAUCGUGUUUCCGCGGGCACCACGCAGCAGCAGCCAAAAGCAACAGCAACAGCAACAGCAACAGCAACAGCAACAGCAACAGCAACAGCAGCAGCGACGACAGCUCGAGCGAGAAGAUCCCCAACGCAAGGGCGACAACCCGCCGCUACCGCCCGCUGAGCUACGACUCGACGACGACGCCGCCCGCUGCCCCGCAACAACAACAACAACAGCAACACCACCACCAACCCCCCACCACCACCACCACCACCACCACCACCGCCGCCGACAAAGACCAAACACCGCAAUUCCUCCCCCCCAUCCGCCAGACAACCCCCAUCUCCCUCUCCGGCACCACAAUCCAGGCCAAACCCCUCCGCAAACCCUGGAAGCACCUCCCCCGCCCCACGCUCAAGAAGCACCACACCUACUCCCCGCACCACCACAGCCACCACCACCACCACCACGACCACCGCCACCCGCACCGCAGCAGCCUAAAGUCCAAGCUGCCCCUCCUCACCUUCCCCGCCGAGAUCAUCCUCCUCAUCGCCUCCAACCUCGACCUCGACGACCAGCACGCGCUCCUCCUCUCCUCCCGCGCGCUCGCGGGCCUCAUCACCCCGCUCUUCCAGCACUCGGCCAUGGCCGCGCAGGGCUUCAACCCGGCCCUCGACUUCCCGCCGCUGCACUGGGCCGCCUGGAAAGGGCACACCGCGCUCGUGCGGCGGCUGCUGGAGCAGGGGCACGACGCGAAUGCACGAACACUCGUCCAUGGGACGACCCCGCUGCACCAUGCGGCGCGCUGGGGGCAUGACGGCGUUGUGCAGGUGCUGCUGGAGCGCGGGGCGGAGGUCGAUGCCCAGGAUACGUUUGAUGGGAAGACGCCGCUGCAUUUGGCGCGGCUGGAGGGACGGGUCGAGGUGUGUAAUGUGUUGGUGGCGGCGGGGGCGAGUGUGACGGUGAGGGAUGAUGCGGGGAGGACGCCGAUGGCGUAUAUGGGCGGGAAUAGCUGUGAGGAUUAUCAUUGGAGGCCGAGGGGAGGGGGCGAGGGGAGGGGGAGGGGGCUGGCGCCGGGGGGGAUGGUGAGCAGGGGGGAGAGGAUCUUUGGGAGGGGGGGGGGCAUGGCGGGGUAUUAG